CAUAAUUUUCCCUUUUGAACAAUUUUGCAAUUAUUCGAGUUGAACAUGUAUUUGAAUAAUCAGAGUUGUAUGUUUCUGAACAAGUCAAUCUGUGAACUUCGUGUCACCUAUGGUACAUGAAUGUGUCUUAUAUACUGUGCCUAUACAUGAAUAUGUGCCUGCUGUUUGUGUGCAUGCAGAUGGGUGACCCUGCUGCACACACAUAUGAUCAUAACACGGACGACGGAGAUGCAGAAUUUCUUGUUGCCCUAUAUGUUGUAGACAUGUGGGGCAGGCCUUCCAGUGAGGUUUCUAGAAGAACAAUGGUUGAAACAGGUAUUCAAUGGGUUGAGCGAACUUUGGAGAAUAGUAACGAUUGCUUUGACAUGUUUCGCAUGCGACGUACUGUUUUUAGACGAUUGCAUGAUACUUUGGUCGAAAGUUAUGGUCUUCUUCCAAGCCGUGGUGUCAGUACUAUGGAAGCUCUAGGUAUUUUCUUGUGGGCAUGUGGGGGUCCACAAUCAUUUAGGCAGAUAAGGAAUAAGUUUGGUCACUCAUUGGAAACUAUUAGUCGCAAGUAUAGUGAAGUACUUAAUGCACUACAUAAGAUGUCAGCUGACGUAAUCAAGCCCAAAGACUCAAAUUUCAUAGAGAUUCAUCCUCGUUUGCUAGAGGGGAGAUUUUGGCCCCACUUCAAGGAUUGCAUAGGAGCAAUUGAUGGUACUCACUUUCCAGCGUCUGUACCGGCCUCGGAGCAACCCAAAUAUAUUGGUCGCCACGGUUACGCAUCACAGAAUGUAAUGGCCGUUUGUGACUUCGAUAUGAGGUUCACAUUUGUUGUCACAGGUUGGCCAGGUUCAGUACAUGACACUAGAGUAUUACAAGAUACUUUGAUAACUUAUGCGGACAAGUUCCCCCAUCCACCUGAAGGUAAAUACUAUCUUGUGGAUUCAGGUUAUCCAAAUAGAAAGGGGUACCUUGCACCUUAUAAGGGUCAGAAGUAUCACAUUGCAGAAUGGCAAAAUGCGAGGCAACCUAUUGGGAGCAAAGAAGUAUUCAACUAUGCACACUUGUCGCUACGCAAUGUUAUAGAGCGAUCUUUUGGUGUGCUUAAAAUGAAGUGGAGAAUUCUGUUAAGUCUUCCUUCAUUUUCGCUUAAGAAACAAUCCAAGAUAAUUAUUGCAUGUAUGGCAUUGCAUAACUUCAUUAGAGACAGUGCUCUACACGAUAGAGACUUUGAUGAACUAGGACCUAAUAGCCUUGGUCAUGAUGUAUGUGUAGGUGAGAGUAGUUCUAGCACAUCUGAUGAGUUAGACAUGAGUGCAUUUCGAGAUGCAAUUGCUAAUGCAUUAGUGUCGUAGUUAAAUAUGUAAAUUUAACGGUAGUUAUGUUGUAAUGAACUCCACUAAUUAUAUGUAAUGACCUUUUGUUGGUUCGGUGUUAA
Zea mays is the source of this 1423-nucleotide messenger RNA. RefSeq names its product protein ALP1-like. The coding region runs from base 117 to 1340 and encodes 407 amino acids. The transcript has 2 exons. The record is from RefSeq and is a predicted model, not a curated record. NCBI's taxonomy places the organism in Eukaryota, Viridiplantae, Streptophyta, Magnoliopsida, Poales, Poaceae.